Messenger RNA from Brassica napus (rape), 1686 nucleotides. RefSeq lists its product as uncharacterized. NCBI's taxonomy places the organism in Eukaryota, Viridiplantae, Streptophyta, Magnoliopsida, Brassicales, Brassicaceae. Bases 33 to 899 code for a protein of 288 amino acids. The record is from RefSeq and is a predicted model, not a curated record. The transcript has 11 exons.
CACAACCAUCGAGUGAGACGCCUUUAUCUCCAAUGUCUCAACAGCCUAAUUUGACACAUGAGGAGACAAUGAUUGAAUCAGCUGCAUCUCCAAAGUCUCAACAAAAUGAGGAUUACACGCAACCAUCGAGUGAGACGCCUUUAUCUCCAAUGUCUCAACAGCCUAAUUUGACACAUGAGGAGACAAUGAAUGAAUCAGAUGAUGACACUCCUGCCCUUGAUACUCAAGUAUUCUCUCCUAAUCUGACAAAAGAGAAAGAAACAAGUGAGUCACCUGCUGAGAGGCCAUCCAAUCCUAAUCAAGAUGGAAAACCAGAUGAUGAGAUUGUGAUUGAGUCACCUGCUGCUCAGACUCAAGUUUUGCAAAAAGAAACACUGGAAAUGAAUGAGACACCUUCUUCUCCAAUAUCUCCAAAGAGUAUUGAGGCUCAAGUUUUUACUCCAAUUCAGAAACAGCAGACGGUAACAGAGGGAACGUAUGAGGCUACACAGCCAUUGACUGAGAUCAUUUCAGCAAACAAUAAAAAGGAGGAUACACAUGCUGUGCAUCACACACCUUCCUCUCCAUUGUCUUCACUAAUUGCACUAGUUAUUGAAGAAAAUAAGAAUGCUUUGAGUGAGACAGAAACUGCGACCCAAUAUUUUUCUCUAAGUGAGGGAGAGGAGACACAAUCAAGCAGAAAGAAUCAAGCAGAAGAAAAUCUCAAGGAUACUACAAAACAUACAACUGAGCUAGUUUCCACAGAUGUUUCGAAGACACAUCCUCUUACACAGCCUCUUAUACAGCCUCUUACUCAGCAAACACAGCACCUUCAGACAAGUGAGGGAGAGCAAUCCGAUGAGACACCAUCAGAGCAGAAGAAAAUCUCAAGGAUACUACAGAACCUACUACUGAGCUAGUUUCCACAGAGCCUACUACUGAACCUACUACUGAGCAUGUUUCGAAGAUACCGCCUAUUACUCAGAAAACAGAGCAUCUUCAGACAAGUGCUAUAGAUUUUUCAGAAACAAACGAGGUUGAAGUAAGCAGGCUUCUAGCUCACUUUCAAAUAGGCGCAGAGGUUGAGAUUUUGUCUACUGAUGACGAAAUAUGGUAUCCAGGAAAGGUUGUUGAUCUUAAACUGUGUGAAGGACUAGAGGAGCUGACAGUUGAGUACACGACACUCUUCGCAGACCAACAUAGACUUCAGAAACUUCAGGAUACUAUCACGGCUGACAAAAUACAUCCUGCAACACCAACUAGUGACCAAAAAUCCUUUGAGAUGAUGGAUAAGGUAGAAGUCUUUUACAACAAUGGCUGGAGCAGCGGACAAAUUAGCAUGGUACUUGGUGAUAACACAUACUCGGUGUGUCUCUAUACUUCUAUGGAAACUAUUCUAUUCAAACAUUCAGAUUUGCGAAUUCAUAGAGAAUGGAAAGAUGGAGUCUGGAAGAUGGCAGAUAAGGUGAAGCCUGAUAAGAAAAGGAAAGCUGCUGCCUCAUCACAAAAUUCAGGAAUGGAUAAUGUUUUCCUAAGAAGGAGCGAGAGGGUGCCUAAACGAUCUAGAGACACAAAAACUCCAUUCAAGUCUGACAGAAAUCCGGCUUUAACUGUAAUACCUGAGAUUAUACCUGCAGUUGAUCCGUUUUCAACUCCUGCGGAACAUAAGCUUUCAAGGCUUCAAAAUUGGAUGACAUUAAAGCCCGG